This is a messenger RNA of Porites lobata, 12536 nucleotides long. The record is from the annotation of a GenBank genome assembly. Lineage: Eukaryota; Metazoa; Cnidaria; Anthozoa; Scleractinia; Poritidae.
CGAACUACAAACAUGGCGGGUACAGAAAAAUACGUUUUUAAACCAUUUUAAGUGGUUUUAUGGCAAUGAAACUGUCUAUACCCGUUAAUUUUUCAUUGUUUGAGAUAAAAGCAAACUUUCUUGCUCAUAUAUGAACUAUUUUAAGCGCCCAAACGAGAGUCUAAAGCAUUUGUGUUUAAUGCAAAAUGGACGUCAAUGAAGCUACCCCUCGAGAAAUUAUCCGUGGAGUAUUGACCACAACAAGCAUUAGUAAAAGCGCCAGAAGUGUGCGACCAAGAACAACCCCAAGAGCGGUUAAGGUGAGGGAAACUCCAGUUAAUCCUCCGUCCCAGGCGGAGGUAGCAAGCCGUAUGUUAACUCGGUCAAGAUCUGCGAACAAAAGGAAAGCUCCUUUGGCUAGUGCUACAACACCUUCUGAUUCCACGACACCGAGAACUCUGGUAAGCUAUGACUAUAAUAAGAUAACGGGUAAGAUUUCUGCUCAGCCCCAUACAUUUAUUAUGCAUUCAUGUUUUGACUCUAUUCAUACAAACUAUUUGUGUGAAAUAGUAUGAAAUUUCUGCACAACACAUGUAUGAGGCUGUACAGAAGUGUUACCAGAUUUUGUAGUUAAGAUUAAAAUUAAUUCAUUCAUUCAUCACAAUUUUGAGAUCUGGAAUACCAUCAUAUUUAUGGAAAUUUAUUUUGUACAUCUUUGAAACCCGUUCAUGUCAUACCCUCUCAUCUGGUUAACCUGGCCUCAUGACCCCUUGGGCCUGAGUUGCAUAAGGUGAAGGGGCUCAUACUGUUGUUCUAAAACAAUAACUUAUUGUUUUGAAACAAUACACAAGAGUUCUCAUAAUUUUAACAUUCUCAGUGUUCUCACCAGGCCGCGGCCUUGCGGGAUUCCCGCAAGAAAAAAUGAAAUGGCGCAUUAAAACCAAGAAGAUGCACCUGUUAGGGCGCAGGGGCAAGCUACGAGUCAAACGGACUUAAGUAGUUUUAAUGGUUAACCUAACACUAAAGCAUUCUGUUUGUUUGAAUAAAUAAAAAACACGAUAUCAAAUGAGUCAAAGUCUUUAAUUUUGUUGCCUUUACUUUCGUUGGUCCCACGCACGUCCCACUACAUCGUAAGCUCGUCCUCCGAAUAGUAAACACCUCUUCCGCCAUAUUGGAUCAGGUAGGUACUUCAUGUAACAGACAAUUUGGAGUGCGGGCUCAGGCCCCCUAAUGUUCUUACAGGGCCCCUAUUUCUCAGAAGAGGGGGCCCUGGGACUCCCCAAGGCAAAAUCCUGGUGAGAACACUGCAUUCUGUAUGCAACCAAGCCCUGCCCUCAAAUUCUUUGCUACAAUAACAGUUCUUACCAGACCACAGCAUUGUGGCAUUGCCACACUUUUCCAGGAAAUGCUGCACUAUAAUAAGCCCAAGGUGUCUCAAGGGCACAAAGAAGGAGAAAAAAACCUCUUACAAAACGUACAUAAACAUACGUACAAACACGUACAUUUCCUUUUUUCUAUUAUCUAAGACAGUGUGAGGUAUUUACUUCCGCUUUUCUUCCUCAUGACCCCCUUUAAGCUUCUCUAUGGGUCCUGUAGACCCCAGUGUAGCAAAUCCUGGCAAGAACACUACAGUUUACCACUUGAAUCCUGCAUAGCAGCAGAGUAAUAGACCCUUCCACGGUUUUUUUCUCUAGUUUUGAUUAGGAUCAUUUGGCGAAAAUCUGUCAACACAGCUGAAAAAAAGAGCACCUAAAAAUUGGUAAACUUGCUGAGUUUGAAAAAUAAUAGAUCUCAAACAAGAGUAGAUUAUAGCUUAACAAAGACACAAAAUUUUAAAGACAUUUGCAUGGUGGGCAGGGGGCAAGUUGGUGACCUAAUUGCUGUGUUUAUUCUCUUCAAAGAUUUGGGCUGAUAAGUGGACUUUCAACAAGUCAACCUCACGAGUUUCUAAGCAAGCAGAGCAAGUUUUUAGGGGUUUCUAGAUUAGCGGAGCAGCUUUUUAGGAUGCAAUGCAGCUGAGCGAGUAACCUUCAUCCUGAGCCACAUUAAGUUGGAUGAUUGAAGGACUUUUUGAAAGUCUAGCAGAUAAGCUGAAGCAACCUCUUGCCAUUUAAGCAAGCUGUAUUCUUAUUAUUUUUUGACAUCUCCUCUUGAUCUGGCUAGAUUUCAGGAUUUCUGCAAAUAGCACCAGUGGCUAAAAGUGCCGUGAAAGUAAAGAAACCAAAAACAGUUCCACCAGAGAUAAGUGAAGCAAAAAGUGGAAAAACGAGAGCAAGUCUUCACAAUGACAAUACUCCGAGGAGCACCAUUCAGAAUGUGUUACGGGAAGGUACAGAAAGUUUGUUCCCUAUUUGGAUUACAAGGUCACAUGAUCUCUCAAUUCACCUUCAUUUGAUAGCAUUUUUAGUUUUUCAUAUAUAUAUAUAUAUAUAUUUACUAUUACAAGAGGUUUCUACAAAACUUACAGUACAUUACAAGGGUAAUAAAAAAUAGAACAAGUUAUAUAAAUCAAGAAAGGUGAAAUGUGCAUAGUGACCAAAGGAGCUUAGGCUUUCAAGUUCAUUUCCAUCAUGUGUUUAUUAAUGUAAGUGCUGAUAAACAUGAUUCUAAACAACUAGAGUUUAGUUGACAGUUAUUGUCACAACUUUUUUACAUUUCUUGAUCCCUCUAAAUAACCCUUAAAUGUACUUUUAAAAGCGUAAAAACCUUUCAAAACACGUGUCUCUUUUCAAGGGAAUAUUGCAAUACUCUAUCUUACUGAACAUUAUUACUGAACACUAUUUAAAUUGCAAUUAUAUUAUUAUUAUUAUUAUUGUUCAUAUCUCACACCACUAGUUGUAUCGGUGGUCACAUAUCCCUAGGUCAUCAAACUAUUUCCUAUAGCCUUAGGUGUCUAGGGUCCUUCUUAAGACCUUUUAUGCUGUUCCCAACAAGCAAGCUUCGUGGAGUAAUUUCAAGAUCCCAGGUGUUCCUAUCUUAGUAACCCACAUCAUCAAGUUUUGGUCACUGCUCCGCCCCAAUUAGAACAACAGGUAUGCUUUUGCAGUUCCACAUCUUUUGUAUUUCCACUUUUGAGUCCUGAUAGUGGUUGAUCUUCUCUCUUAUUUGGCACACUCUGCUCUCCCUUUUCAGGGUUUCUGCCACAUGGCUGUUAAUUUUUACUUUUGGGACUGGUUUUCUGUUCUUCAUGGCCAUCUCUUUAGUAAUUUCCCAUUUUUACCUGAUGAGGUUUUCCACUUUUUUCGUUUCCUUGUCCUCUGGGGUCUGUGGGGCUACCCUAUUUUCCUGCUUGUUUUCGUCCUGCGGUAUAAUUUCCAGGUUUAGUGGAGGUUGUGUUGGUUCUUGUGGGGGAUCCAGUUGGGCGGGGAUGUUGUUUGCCCACCCAACCCUGUUUUGAUUUCUUGGAGCUCUGUUGGAGUGAGCUUUUGUGGUCUUUCUACAUACUGACAUUAGUUGGCCAAGUUGUUAGUGUCGAUAUCAGGUUUGGAAUCUUGGUUCUUAUUGCGCCAAAUUUGAGCGGUGUUGUUUUUACUUGGUAAUAGCUUUGCGGUGUAGUAAGCUUCCAUUAUUCCAAUAUACUCUUCCCAAGUCCAUUUGUAUUUUUCCCUUCUGGGUCUUGUCUCUGAACUGGCGGCAGAUCGUUGAGGGCCACUGUGAGGAGUAUCCUCGGCAUGGAGUUCCUUUUGUACUUGCGGGAGAGAGUUUGUUGGAGUAGUAUACUUUCGAUCUCAGCCUGGUUCCACACUGAGGAUUGUGACCUUUGUUUAUCCGCCUGAUGACCAAUGCGGCAUGAAAAUCUAUUAUUUCUACUUGUCAUGUCAUGAUACUUUGUUGUAACCCUGACGGGGGUAGCUGCGGGGGUUACGAACAACUUGCCAAAGGUGUAACCCUAGACUCUGGCAGGCAGGGUUGUCCAUGUCCCCAUAGUAGGCUGAGGUCCAACCUGUAUUACUCCAGUGCCCUUUAUUAUUAUUAUUAUUAUUAUUAUGAAUGCUAUUUAAUUUUCCUCUUCUUUAGUGUUUUUUUUUAGUGAUUAUCUUAGUAAGAAUGCAAUUGACCUUAAAAAUAGUUUCUUCUUUUUUAUUCAAAAUGAAUUGUUUUAAUUGAAAUGAAAUGUUCUUAAUUUGAAGAAUUUUUGUUUAAUGAAAUGAAUUUUUCUCUAAUCAAAACAAAGUGUUUUUUUGAACGAAAGGAAUUGUAAAUAGUGUUUUGAUGAAAUAGUUUUUUUCUAAAGUGAAUUAAUUGUAAAUAGGAUUUUAAUAGUUAGUAUUUUAUCAAUAAAGUACUAGUAUGUGGUAUAACUUGCAAUGUUUAUUUAAAAACAGAGAUUGGAACAACUUGUAAAAAUGUUUCGUGCAUAUAUGUAUUAAAAAAGUACACGUUGACAAAAAAAAUUACUAUUAUUAUUGUUAUUAUUAUUAUCAUUAUUAUUUCUGGGUUUACAAACACUUGCCAAAGGUGUCACCCCAGACUCUGGUGGGUGGGGUUGUCGAUGUCCCCGGAGUAGGCUGAGGUUCAACCUGUCCUACUCCGGUGCCCUUUAUUAUGAUUAUGAUUAUUAUGAUUAUUAUUAUUAUUAUUAUUAUUAUCACUAUCAUUAUCAUUAUUACACUGAAAGACAUUCUUCAUUGUGUCCAGCCAUAGCAGAAACUCCAGUAGAGCCAACCUUUUCACCAUCCACUGAGACUGAAGAUGACAUGACACCCCAGCAAUCAAACGACAGCAAAAACCAGUCACCUCACAUGAUAAGCACCGCACCUAAUGAGGACAAAACUGACACAGUUGAAAAGUCUGAUGAGAGGACAACUACUGGUCAAUCAGAUGAUGUUAACAUUGAAGUGGCUUCAGGAUCACAGGAUUCACUUGAGGAAAGAGAAGAUGCAAUGCCAAAGUAAGAGACAGUGGAACCUCUCCUUUGAGACAAAUUUCUCGUGCAGCACUACCAAUCAGAAGCACUGUCCAUAUCUGGGUAGUGACACAUCAUCAGUUUGGGAUUUCUGCUGUUAUUGCUCAGAUGUCAUUUCACAGGGAAACCAGUGGCAGCAUCAUAAUUAAUGUUGGCUGUUUUCUCAGGCUAAAAAGGACCUGGAUCCAAAACCUGGCAACAGGGUGCGAAGAAAGUCAGUUUUACAGCUUGCUUUUCAGGCAGGCUGUAGAUAGCAUGCACUAGCCCAAAAGUCAUUUUAACUAGCCUGAAAAAUAUUCUUUUAACGAGCAUGAUCGAAAACAGUUUUUCUGUCAUUUUUAUUCCUCAAAAACUUCACUUGUCCAUCUGGUAAGUUGAGAACAGAAUUCACUUAUCCGAUAGCAAAAUCAUUAGCUCUGUGUUUUGGACACGACUUUCUUUGCAUGCUGAGGAUUAUAACCUCCAUUCUGUUCAGGGAGCACCUUAGCACUCAAGACUUGACUGAUUUCAAAGGGGAAUUGAUAAGUUUAAGUGCACACUGAACAAUGAUGACAGCUUUCACAACAUGAACUAUCUCACUUAAAUCAAUGUACUGCACUUGUGGGAACUCAACUUGUUUAAAAAGCAUUAUUUUGCUGUCAAUUUUAGGUAGUUCUUUAGAGCAUGCAAACCUGAAAUUCUCAGGAAUUUGCUUCCUAAACGUUCAGAUUUUUAUAAUUCAAAGUUGGUGAUAAACCUGGGCAGCUUAAGCCUCCUUUGAACAAUGCACUGUUACCUUAUUUAGCAAUUAAUGAAUCAGGCUGAGUAGGAUGUGAAGAAUUAAGCAGAUCGAGGAGGGUGUUAUUUGGCCUUGGUGGACAACACCCUCCGAGAGCUAAAACAUGCUUACCUGCAUUAAUGUUAAGUUCAUCUUCGAUAGUGUACGUUUAGGUUUGUCCAGCUCUGCAAAUAUUCUCCAAAUAGCAGAUGUCGCCAUCUGAGUUGUCUUUUUGCUGUUUUUGCCAUGUUUUUAGCUUUUAUUUCGCCUUGUUCCAGCUGUAGUUCUUACUCCUGAAACAAGUAAAAUGUCCGCCAUUUUUUUUUCACAACCAAAACAACUCCACCUUGUCCCAAGGGGUAACAGUGCCUUAACCUGCAGUGGGCUGCAUUUUUGACGUCAUUUCCUCGUUAAACACAAAAUUCUUCCAAAUUUGAUGAUCAGUAACAAGUUAUGGUGAAUUAUGUGUGUGCUUUUAGCCAAUCAGAAUUGGGGAAAUAUGUUGAAUGAAUAAUAAUCACUGUUAUUCCACUGAAAGACAUAUAAAGAUUACCAUUAAUUGUUGCUUGGGGUUUUUUUUAUGUCAUGUGAUUUUUUCUAUUUUAUUUUUUCCUGAGAUGUUUUAAAUUAUUUUCUCGGUAUGUCUUAUUAAAGGUUCAGUUCCAGUGUUAAUGACGAUAGUGCCUCAUCAAUUAUGGUAACUGCAGAUCAAGCUUUGCAAACAGAUACAGUGAUCAGUGAUGAUGCUGUGCAACACAAAUCUGGGAUGUGGCAAGAUCUGGUUACUCCUAAACUGCCUCUUAACAUUCCAGCAGCAGGUGGAAGACAGUCGUCUGCAUCAAAAAAUGAUGAAGCAGAAAGGUAACAAAUCAUUCUGAUAUCAAAGUAUCAUUUAUGAAAAUUAUGUCGCCAAUUAGUAAUUUGUUACAGAAUGAAGGGUUUCCCCAGUUAGAGUAAACAAGGAAGGAGUUUUGUAUCAUUAUAAGAUUCUGAAAAGCUGCCAACUCACCCCUCCCUUAUCCCAAUAUUUUGCUUUUGGCAAAAAGUUAGUGUUAACUUUGGGUUAGGGACAGAUCAUUAAGAAAGUUAUGGAGGGGGCGGGUGAAGUACAGACAAACAUUUCCACGCAAGGGAAAAAUUAAAUGGAAAAAUUCACGUGCUCUAAGUAACCCCAAAAUAAUUCUAAAAAAUAUAUUCAUGCAAGAAAAAAUAAAAAAAAUUCAUGAAGCUCAAAAAUUUCCCAUCCCCCACCUCCAUAACUUUUCCAAUGGGCUGGUGGGCAGUUUCCCAGGAUCUUACUUAUCCAAAUUUAUUCCCCCUAGGAAAGGAAAAUGUACUGCAAUUUACCUGUGAAGAAGGCUCUUUCUCAUUGCACAAGCUUAGAAUACAUCUGAUCUAAGUCCGAUUAAAAAACUUUACUUUGAUUUAUGAUGUUUAGAGCUGCUGGUGCAAAGAAGUUUUUUGGACGGAAACCACCAACAGGAAAAGUUGACACAGCAAAGAGUUCUAAGUAUGUAGUCUUUUUUAUUCCUUACUACAGCCAACUGUCUCUUAACAGACACCUCUAUAGUAAAAAUUGAUGGAUAACUCCCUAUAAAAAUGGACACCAAGAAUGGCAUUGACAAAACCCUGCCAGCGUCUGUUUUGUUGAUCAACUCUGGUUUGUAAAACCUGUAUUAAACAGUCCACCUUUAUUAAGCAGUCAGUUGGCCAUUCCCAAGGGUUACUGCAGGUCUACCAAUAGUUUGUUAUUUACAAGCAUGACAGAAACUUAAGAACUGCAGAAAAAAAAACACACAAAUCAGCUUGUUAUCAGAUCAGGUCUUGAGCCUGGGACCUUCAGUUUAUAAAUGCAAUGUGCUGUCUACCAACCACACUGCGUCUCUUAUCCCUUAAGGUGAUUCAUUAGUAAUAGAACCUAACAUAGAUUGUAGAUGAAACUUGGUACACUGAUUGAACAAGUCAAGAAGAUGAUAAAAAAGUAAUAAAAAGUGGGGGUCACCCUUCUUGUUUUGACGUGAAAAUGAUGACAAAUACGGCUAUUUGGGAGCAUUUACAAAAACCGCGGGCAGCCAAAACUGGACAAAAAGGGGAGAUUUUUUCGAUGAUGCUUGUGGUAUCGAACAGAAUUUGGCUUUAAUGCACGGUUUAUCCACUUACGUACCAGAAAAAUGCCUUUUAAUGCCCUUGUUUUUACUUUAUGCUCUAAAGUGGAAUUAAAUUGGACACGCGCUAUUCGACCCUUGAUAGCUCAAUCAGUACAAUUUAGUAAAAUUGCCAAAAAACUGAACAUAGAUUUGUGCCAAUUUUUUUCUCAUCGAAAGGAAGCACUGUCCUUAUUAAAAUCAUGAAAUAAAAAAUGGGGGUCACCGUACUCGUUUUUGCGGUAGAGUUGCAGAAAGUGCGUACCAAAUGCAUUUUCUCCGAUUUUUGAGAGAGGACUGGGGCGAGUUUCAAAUAGAAUGCGUGGUAAAGGGGGAAGAAAGUAUUUAAAAAUCUGUUUUUACAGAAUUUACAUCGAGAUAUCAUGUGAUAAAGAAAGCGUUUAAAUGAAAAUGAAAGUGAGUAAGCGCAAGUUAAUCAUCCACUAUCGAGGUUCUCCGUGAGGAAGUCGAACUCAGCAGCACGCGUACUGCUUACGUUAUGCACAUUCCCAACACAUUGAGUUUUUCCUGGACAAGAAACAACAGCAAGCAAAAAUUCCAAUAGCGUUUCUCUUCAGUCAACUUCAUUUAAUAAUGUUACUUCACAUAACUCUUUUUUACAGCGGCCAUCUUGUUAUGCGCAGUAAGAGAUGCGCAAUGCAAAACUAGGGAAUCACCUUAAGCUUCACCACCCUCUCAUCUUCUUCAUCAUCCUUUAAUUUUCAACAGGAAGCCGACGGGACCUAAAAUGCCAACAAAUCUUGUGAGGGAUAUUUUCCAGCAUUUCUCUCAAGCAAAGCUUUCAAGGGAAGCUCUUCAAGCCGUUGAAAAUGGGUAAAUCAACAUUCAAACAACAUUUUGUUUCUCUCUCAUCCACUCUAGCAACAUAAUUAGCUACAAUUACUAACAACUUUUAAUAGAGUCAUACUGAACUGUAUAGACUGGAACUAGACCUCAACCUUUUCCUCAAACAUUUAGUUCCCAGUUCCUACAUCUGUAGUUCCAGGGGCAUACUCAACAAAGUCUUAUACAGAGGAGGCUACACCCAAGGUGCAACCCCUUACCCUUUUGUAACCAUUUUUGACAGAAAACGUACCCCUUUCAUAUACCUUUCUAUUGACAAAUAGUGCCCUUUUCACAUUUCUAGUUUAGAACUUUGCAUCCCUUUUAACUACUGUAAAUGCACUCUAUUACAGUCCGUAAGCGGACCCCUAAUUAACCGGACGCUAAGCCGAGUCCCUAAAUUAACGUCUUUUAUUAUAUAGACACGAGUGUUUUACUGGAAAAUGUACCACUCGUAAGAUUCAUAAAAACUACAUCCGGGACCCGAGUGGUUUAUUUUCCAUAAUCUGACACGUGAGUUUAUCGAUGACGUAAGUUCAGUCAUUUCCCUCUAUUAUUUUAUGGAUGUCUUUUUGUCUAUAUAAUAAAAACAAUAUUUGGCAAAAGCAAUAUUUACUCACUCGCUGCGCUCUUUCGUAAAAUAUUGUUUUGCCACUCGAAAAUAAAAUUCAUAUCUUCGCGCCACCGUGUAAUAUUCUCUAUAAAUUUAACGAACCCCUAUUCAGCGGACAGUAAAAUAUAUUGUAUUUGGCUAAUGUCUAUUGUUAAAAACCUCUAUUAAGCGGACGCCAAACUGAAUUGACAAUAGUAGUAUUGGAUUACGUCCUUGAAAUACGUCGUGCAGUCGAUUAAUAAAGAUAAAUCAAUACAUUUAGAUGUCAAUAAACUGUAGAUUACACCGAUAACCGGCUGUAAUCGUCAUCCACGAUCAAAAUUCACCUAAAAGUCUUGCUCAAAGUACAGCACUUCAUGGAACUUUAUCACAGUACAGAGUAACUUUUGAAUGUUAAUCUUAACAAACUUUGUUAAAACAAACAUCGCGCAAACCUCUUUGAGGCGGACACUUGGGAAGGUCCUGAAGGUGUCCGCUUCAUAGAGGUUCACUGUAUUACAAAACCAGAACAUUUCGUUGAUGUUUUCACUUCUAUAAAAUGCAUCUGUUGGCCCUUUUUUGGCCUUUUUAUAGACCGAAAUGAAAGAUCUCCCGAACGUUUCAUAUACCUCAACUAGUGAAUUCAUCCUUUCAUGUACCUGAGGCCUGGAAAAGAUACCUUUUUGGAUGAAUCCUCCCUCUAUAGGCCAUUAUGGGGAGUACUUCCCCCGCCCCUUAUGUGGGACUCAGUGUGCUUGUAAUUGUCUAUUAUGAAUAUAGAACUUUGUGAUAAAAGUUUCCAUUUUAUUUCAUAAAAAAUAAUCCUUCCUAAAGAAUGUUUGGUAUUUACUUAAUUUAUCAAGUGAAGAAAUGUUUUUGUGGGACUAAUUUUCCAUUCCCAAGAAGAUAGACUUGCGACAGUUUUCAGUAACUAAUAUUUGCAUGAUUCUUUGACAGGUCACAGCUAUUUUUCAAGCAAAUUUCAUCUGAUCUUAUGGCUUACUGCCAACAUGCUCACAGAACGACUAUUGAGCUUUCUGAUGUGGAACUCCUCAUGAAAAGGUCAGAAUCAGAAUUCCUUACUUCUUUACUGAAUUACAGUACAUGGUUCAGGAACUGUGAUUACAGUGUAUGAAUUGAAACCUUUCUUGGAAAUAGAGCGUUAAAACUAAACUCAAAGUAAUUACUUGUGCAAAUACAUUACGUGCAGAAAUUUACAUGAACCAUCAGAUUCUAAAGCAAAAUUAUUGUUAUUAUCAUUAUCAUAAACAUUGUUAUUUUUAUUAUUUAUUAUUUUAUCUAUUUAUCGCCAUUUUUUUUUUCAACUUACUCAUUAGCCCUGGUUGUUUGCCGAAAAAGCGCCCUUUGAAACUAGUCAAACUGUUUUAUGCUUGCCAUCUGACGGUCUGGUCAUAAAGAAGCCGAACUACCCUAAAACUUAUGGCCGUUUACACCAAAAAAAAUAAAGAGACUUGUCUUACACAAGACCUGAACGGAACUGUACCAUUUUUGCGAGCAUGUCAUGUCUUUCAUGUCUUAUUUCUUGUCCUGUACUCGUUUUUGUUUACCCUCUGUAUACAGAGGUUUUUAUUCUAGCACUUCAGCACUCCGUUCUCUAUGUUUCUCGCCGCAUGGUGAGCGAGAUGACCCCCGGUAUCCUGGGUAGUUCUUCGUGUAUCUGUUCUCCAGACCUUAUGUCUUUGUUUAUUCGAGGAAUUUAUCUAGAGCAAAGCGCGCAAAAAGACUACUUCUGGCCCCUUAAGCUUGGUUCUCAUAUUUCGCCGAAGUGCGACAUAGCCGCGGGCACUGCCUGAGAUACUACUUCGACAUAUGAGGACAUAACGCCGUCGGCUCAAGAAACAUCGCAAGUCUUUACCGCCGGUAUGCCUGCGAAGUCGAACUCGUGUCAACUUCGCAGGCAUGCCGUGCGGUAAAGACCUGACAUGGCGUCUGUUGCCGGCGACUUCUGUUCUCAUGUCGGAACGGUAUCGCAGGCAGUACAGGCAGCCCUGUCGGAGUCAUGUAGCAGGUAGAUCGGCGGCCUUGAGAACCAGGCUUUAUGCUAGCAGGCAAUUAAUCCCCCAUGGGUUUUAUAUUCAUAAGUGCGCUCGACAACCUCUGAAGAGAAAAUAGUAGGUCUGUAAAAAGACUUUUAGAAACAAAACUGUCACUCAAACGCCGGGCCUGACCGAACGUUUUCGAUCUACUCACUGGUAUCAGUUUGCAAUUCCUAGCAAAGACGUUUGACCACUCGUUAUGAGUCAAUGUAGUCGUGACUAAAACCCGCAACCUCUCGCUCAGUAGACCCUUGUACUCUCCUACCUAGACUAAGUGAGUAGUUGUCCAAUCCAGGCUGAAAAGUUACCAAACAUUAAUUUGAAUCCCAGUUUCAUAUAACAUCACGAAGAUCAGACCGUGACUUUUAUAGGGAAGUACCUCUCCCGGGAAUUGGGGAUCGAAGAGUAUGACCAUUCUUUAAAAUACUUUUUUCCUUCCUUCUUUCUUUUAGACAAGGCUUCAUUACUGAAAAUCAGUCACUGUAUUCGCUGGUUGAAAAGUAUCUUCCUCUGGAAUAUCGACAAGAAAUCAUCCCCACAGUACACGCAGGGAACAAGAUCGUCCUGAAAUAAUUCCCCAGCCGUACAUACAUACUGUACAGAGAACAGACUGCUUAAAAGCCACUGAAAGAAGAUAGCUAAUGACCUGAAGCAUGGUGUACCUCACCAGCAUUUUUAGCCUCUGAACAUUUCUGGCUAGCAAUUUUUUUAAUUAUUAUUUUGCGAUGUUUCUGAGGCAUUAGCUUCUCUUGGCAUAACAAGUACAAUCCUUCCCUAUUUUUUUCCAACUCCACAUUUACCAUUUUCACAUAAACCAUAAUGCACCUUGUUUACCCCACCCCACCCCCCUUCAAAUCUUGCAUAACCAUUGUUUCCAAUUUUUCCUGGGUAUUUCAGUCGUUCCCACAGAAAUCAAAGACAAUGGCUUUGCAAAGUAUUGAGUAGUAAUCAAGGUGCAUUGAAACUGGUGCUGAUUGCCAAAAAAGCUGAACCACCGCGCUGCUUCUUUCCUUGAGGUCUGUGCGCAUGUCCCUUUUUCUGUUGAUACAGAGCCUCCGUUACUUUUGUACAGCGGAUAGGAUCGCGGCCUUUGGGAACGAGAUUGGUGGUUGUGAGGAAUGAGCAGAGGGAUUUAAGUCUGUCAGGAACGGAGAAAUACUUUGAGUCAAGAUAGGUGAAUCUUUCGUUUGGGAUAUUAGAGUGAUACCACGAGCUGUUCAAGUCUUCAAUAAGUUAAACCAUGUUUUAAUAAACGGAC